CACUCCGCAGCCUCCGAUUGGCUAGGACCUCAUGGAUGGAAUUGGUUGCGGAAUGCAAAACUUGUUGCUGGUUCCCUGAACGCGUUGAUCUCACACAGCGCCAAGCGCCGGACAAGAGUGUGAUCUAUCUGUGAAUCGCUCCCAGCUGGAAUAGACCAAACCAGAGUCAGGAGCAGAAGGAGUGCGUUAUAUAGUGUGAGAGAGUGAGGGAAAGAGCCAAUAGAGGUUCCGCGCCUUAUGCGUGCUUGGAGGGCACAUGACCAGGACCAGUUGGACCAUGUUGUCAAGCCGCGGGUAGUGCGUGCCGGAAGCUCGGGGACACGGUGGCGCAAAAGCGACUUUCCUGAUAGCCUCAUGACUGGGCUGGAUUUUCCCUCCGGACUUUGUCGCAGACUUGAAAUUGUAGAAUUGUUAAUAGUGCAGUUAUAAGACAUUUCACCCAGAACUGUGGGAAAUUGUUUAUUUUGAUUUUACAACAACGACCAAUUAGAAUUGUACUUGUGCAGGUUGCCGGUUGCCGGUGGAUUUCUCAAGAAAGGGAUCUUGAAAGGACACUCCAAACUGUGCGUCCUAGGACAUUUGACAACAGCUGGAGUAAUCAAGUUGACGAAGAAAAUUGUUAUGUGUUUAUUUAAAUGUUUAUAAGCCUUGUGAUCUCUGUCAUAAAUUAGAUAACGGGUUUGAUCAAGUUUACAAAGAAGAAAUGUGCUCAGAAACUUUGGAAUAUGAUAUUAUAUCGAAGUCACAUUGCAAGUGAAAUAUAUUUUGUAUUAUUUGUAAACUAAUGGAAACCAAACGCCUGUAGAAAUACACGGGAACGAGCAAGGACAGACUGUUGUAGCCUAUGUGCGUGCUUCGUUGGACAAACGUGUAGUGUUCUCUCCCUUUUAUUUUCCUCGCAACACUUUAGGUGCAAAUUGGAUUUUGGAAAACACAAUGAGUACUCAUUGGGUGAGUGAAUAGAUUUAAGAUCCACUGUCUAAUUUUUAAAUCAGAACUUUUUAAGAUAUCAAAAUAGCCCAUCUGGCCUAUUGAGGCAUUUCUCAUCUCUUUUCGUUUUUGUCCUCUUUUUUUUUGUGUGGAGAAGAAGGAAAACUGAGGCUAAGAUAGACUGCCUAUGCCAGCUGAGCUGGCUGUCAUGCGGGAUUGAUAGCAGGGAAGUAUGUUUGGGCUGGAGCAGUUUGGUUCUCAGAUUAAUAGCAGAAACCCUGGCCAGUCAGAGAGAAACAUAAACCAGCCAAGACUGAACAUGAGCUCCCAUUACAAAAGCCCUGGCUUUCAUGCAGGAGGCCCGCCUGGUGCCGUGGAGCCGGGCAUGGGCCCUCUGAACGAGCCUCCGAUGCUUGGGCUCAAUAUGAACAUGAACGGUGAGCAGUAUGGUGGCUUUCAUCCCAGGGGCCACUCAGACAUGCAUGCUGGCAGUGGACUCCAGCAGCAACAGCAGCAGCAAGGACCCAUGCAUGGAUUUUUUAACAACCAGCAACCUCAUCAAGGCCAUCCCCAUGGCCACCAGUCUCACCCUCAUCAACACCAUCCUCAUUUCAGUGGGAACUUUGGAGGCCCAGACCCAGCCUCAUCCUGCCUGCAUGGUGGCAGGCUGAUGGGCUACAACAACAACGGCAUGGGGCCCCAGCAGGGCUUUGGAGAGGGGUUUGACCCCCUUGCUGAGGGCCAGGCAGGGGACAGCUUCUCCCAGCAGCAGCAGCAACAGCAGCAAAGAUCCAGUAACAUGCCUGACUUCCAGCACCACGGCCCCCCAAGCGGCAACCACGCUGUCCCUGCCCCCUGUCUACCCUUGGACCAGUCACCUAACCGGGCAGCAUCCUUCCAUGGUCUGCCCUCCUCCUCCUCUUCCUCCUCGGAGACCCAUGGUCUGGAGCCUCGACGGAUGCCCAAUCAGGGUGCUGUGGAGGGAUUAGAGUAUAAUUUCCCAAGCGAGCCCCCAACUGGACAUUUUGACGUACCUGUAUUUUCUCCAUCAGAAUCAGAGUCUCAGCUGCCCCACUUUGGGCCAGGAAGGCCGGUGGCCGGUGGCAGUUUCCCUGGAAACCCUGCCAUGGCUCGGACACCGGGUAUACAGGGCAUCUCCAAAGGGCACCAGCAGCCACCCCCACAGCCCCAGCAGCCUCAGCCUCCCCCACAGCAUGGAGUGUUUUUUGAGCGCUUUGGUAAUGGCCGUAAGAUGCCAGUGGGGAUGGACCCGGGGGUCAGUGCCAGACACACUCUCAUGCAGCAGCAGCAGCAGGCUGGUUUGAUAGCACGACAGAACUCAUGCCCCCCAGGCCUCCCCCGGCCUCCCCAGUCUGAGUCGGGCUCCACCAACACCAACAUGCUGGAUGGUGGCGUCAUGAUGCCUGGCCAACACAACCAGUUUGAGUAUCCUAUUCACAGACUGGAAAAUAGGGGCCWGCACCCCUAUGGGGACCCCAUGUUUAAUAUGCAACAGCCGGCUCCCCCUCCUCCCGCCCAACAGCCUCCGAAUCAGAGGCUGCAACACUUUGACAGUCCUUAUAUGAACAUGGCAAAAAGGCCCAGAUUUGAGUUCCCUAACGCACAGGGAGGAGAGAAUUGUGGCACGUGGGGUAGUGGCAUGCACAAUGUGCAGGGAAUGGAGAACCACCUCUCUCCCUCUGCCUACCCUGGCCUUCCUGGUGAGUUCACCCCACCUGUAACAGACGGUUUCCCCCCGGGUCCACUCCAGCAUGCCGGGCCUGAGCAGCAGUCUCUGCAACAGCGGCAGAACGCGGCCAUGAUGAUCAAGCAGAUGGCCUCUCGGAACCAGCAGCAGAGGAUGAGGCAGCCCAGCCUGCAGCAGCUAGGUCACCACGGCGACGUGCCUCCGGGCCCCAUGGUUCAUGGAGGCCCAGUGGGGAGCAUGCCUCAGCCCAACUUUGACAGGGAGAAUGGAGGCAGGAUGCCGAACUUUGAGGGUCAGAACCCUCAUAUAACUCAGGAGAACUGGUUCCCCGGUUCUCACCCACCAGGAGAGAUCAUGUCGCGGCGUAUGGGGGUAACGGGUGGGGAGGCUGUAGCCCACGACAUGGGGCUGCAGCAGAACGGAGYYGGUAUGAUGUUCAGGCCGGGCAUGAAUGGGAUGGGCAUGCAGGAGCCAAUGAGGAUACCUGGAGAUGGRCAYGUACAGGCYCUCCACUCYCCUSGYAUGCACCCCCMGUUUGGCAACAACAUGGGCAAYCUCUCCCARAUGCAGUCCCCCGGAGCYGGRGUAGGACACCCCAACGCACCAUCAGAGAGGCGGCCGACUGACUUCCCUGCCGGGCCUCCCAUGGGAUCUCAAUCAACGUUUCCUUAUGGAGGGGUUAACCGUCAGGGGGCACCACAUAGCAAUCCCCAGGGGGUGAACACCUCACCAGGGAGCUACCCUSCWCMRUCUGAGUUCCCCCCAGGCCAGCGRUCCUCUGUCAGUAARCUUGGGGCACUCUCYCUGGGGAACUUUAGCAAAACCAGYACUAAAGACAAUGUUUUYGGRCAGAGCUGCCUGGCGGCCCUUUCCACRGCCUGCCAGAACAUGAUAGCUAGYCUAGGGGCCCCCAACCUAAACGUAACAUUCAACAAGAAGAACCAAAAUGAGGGCAAGCGAAAACUGAGUCAGACGGAGCAGGACAUUAAUAGCAGCACAGYUAACGGGACYGGCAGUGCUGGUCCUGAGUAUUUUCAGAGYGGCACUUCCCAGAACAGCCAGAUGCCUGGCAMYGGGAAYAGCAACAUWAAGCCUGCAGGUCAAAACCAGACGCUGCAGGGGGAAGCCAGUGCCCUCUCCCCAAAUUACAACAUGGACGCUACCCCAUGCAGUGAGGGGAAAGCAGCAACAGGGAAUGGGAGAGGGAGAGGGAGGAGAAAAAGGGAUAGCGGGCAUGUGAGCCCUGGGAUCUUUUUUUCCUCUGACAGCGGAAACCCUGUUGUAAGUCCAGGCCAGCAACCCCCUUCAGCUGGCGUUGGGGAGAGGGGUGGGGGUACGCCCCAUGAGAAACCCCUCCCRUCCCCCUCCUGGGGAAAGGGAGRUGACCWKAUGCUGGGGGACCAGGCAGACCUGAUGUCUUCUCUGGACAGUGGCAUUCAGAGUGUCACCAARUCUAACAGUARCUCACCGCRCRURGAYYUUCCUGAYGAUGUCAGYRCCCACUACGKCAAYGAGGAUGAGGUGUCCUCUAGCUCAGAUGCAGGAGGUGCUCCUGYCWCCAAGCCCAACCGCAGYCCGCACAUCACCGKYUCACCCAAGCUGCARAGGGGGGAACAKGGCCUGAUGAAUGGGCAGAAGCCCCURGGCAUGCAGGRCAUCACCAAUCACACUACCUCGACACCCGACAGCUAUGGACUGAGUGCUGGUGKGGGSACRGKKGGCAAYGGAGUCGGUCACCCRGGCACACCUGGGAUGGAGCAGGUACGCACYCCAUCCAGCACCUCUGGCCAGGAYGASAUCCAYCCUCUGGAGAUACUGCAGGCCCAGAUYCAGCUGCAGCGSCAGCAGUUCAGCAUCUCAGAGGACCAGCCCCUGGSCAUGAAGAAUGGYAARAAGAGUGGYGACUGUCYCUCACAGAAYGRAGACAAUGAGCUGGCGAGCUGCAGCCCGGAUGCUGGGAAGGGCUCAAUGGGCACUAUUGACCUUGACACUCUGAUGGCAGAGCAGACACGCACCUGCAUUGCUGUGUGUCAGCAGAGAGCCAGGGGAACGCUUGGCUGCCUAUUCAGGCCGGUGUGGACCCUGCUGUGCCCAGCUACCAUGGGCUGUCGGCGGGUGCUAGAGGGCACAGUGCUGGGGAUGGGAGUGGGGGAGUCGGAGCUGUCUCAGAGUAAGGCUGGAGUAGGGGUGGGGGCCCMGGGGCCCGGAGGGGGCAAUGGGGGGAGCCACCUGCAGUGCCUGUCCGUCCACUGCACAGAUGAGCUCGGGGACAGUAAGGGCCGAGGGGGGACCGUCUCCUCCUGGCGCUCCCUGCACUCCGACAUCUCCAACCGCUUUGGGACCUUUGUGGCGGCCCUGACCUGAACACAACCAGGCCAGGCCAAGAGAUGGAGGGAACAUCGGAUGAAGAGAGAGGGAGAGGGAGAGUCAGAGUCAGUGGCAGAUGACAACUAUGAAGACAGCAAUGAUGAUGAUGACAUAAAGGUGUUGAUGAUGAGGCUACUGCAUCGGCUCUCGCCUGUUCAGGGAGAGAAAGACAUAUACACACCCAUACACACUCGUACACACACAUCAACACAUACACACUCAUGCUCGCAUACACACUCACACACAAACACACUCUUGGACACACACACAUACACACUCACUCAUGCAUCGCUGGACUAUACAGCUUGGGCUCUAGUCAGUGGUGACCACAUCUGGAAAACCACAAAUCAAUCUAUUUUUAUUUUAUUUUAUUUUUAAGAAAAAAKGAGAAAUGUCAAUGGAGGAAAAUAAAAAACUAAAACUGAAGAAACAAUAAGACAAAAUGACCUUGGCUGUAUUGGAAUAUCAGUGUUGAAUCUCUGUUUGGUUAUAUUCUCUAGAUAUGAAAAUAGCCUCAUAAUAUUUGGGACCUUUGUGAUCAUCCUCACCACUAGAGCUGUCCCCUGUACCUUUACCCUCUAGCCAUGGUUCUCUCUGCGGCCUGGAGAUGGUACUACCCACUAUGCCUGCCCCAGACUAGCGUAUAGAUCACUGAGCCCAGGCCUCGGUCUGGCAGAGCCACCCUGACCCAUACUGACCCGUUGAGGGACUUUAGUGGUCUUUGUCAGCCAGAGUAUGGAGGAUGUGUGAACCAGCCCUUCCCCCCUCCCAUGGCUCUCAGGGGUAUAGAGGGAGGAGAGCAGCCCUGUCACCAGGACCUCUCCCCUCCAACCAAACCUCAGGCCUGGGAAGCCCAUUGUCAGCCAGAGACACAGGRACCUGAUGAGAAUUUGGCSCUUUGAGACACCRUACCUCACAGCCUCAGCAGGCUACCCUCCUCAAAUGAAAUCAAGAUCCUGGUUCAAUAGAUCUGACCUGAACCCUGAAGCAGGGGGAGGGAGGGAGAUGGAGAGAUACAUUGUUUGUUUUUGGGGUUGGAAAAGGUAUCAGCAAAAGGAAUUUCUUUAUACAUAUUCCUCUCGUUCACUUCCUUCCUCUUCUAUUGAGCUUGGGCUCCAACACAGGUAUACAAUACAGCCAAUGGAAAUAGUAGGGGAUGUCAAAGAACAAUUUAAUAAGGGAAAUUWAAAAAAAAAUAUUGGUAUUGCACAUGUAAAAUAAGAGAACAUUUGCUGUGUGUUAGGCAAUCUUGUAAUCUUUAAAUAAAGCUUCUGUUGGAUUUGAAUUUCUGAAACAAUAGAUGGAGGACUGUGACGGCAACGUGCGAACUGAGUUUCUUUUCUGUUUUCUUUUUUUAAUAAUAUGUAAAGUGCAGUCGUCUGUUUUCCUGCAUAUUGUAUAUAUCUGUAUAUGUUUUAUUGAGUAACUAAAUAACAAUAAAUAUGACGUUAAUGGUGAA
This is a messenger RNA of Salvelinus sp. IW2-2015, 6464 nucleotides long. Lineage: Eukaryota; Metazoa; Chordata; Actinopteri; Salmoniformes; Salmonidae. The record is from RefSeq and is a predicted model, not a curated record.